Messenger RNA from Lodderomyces orthopsilosis Co 90-125, 798 nucleotides. RefSeq lists its product as uncharacterized. Gene Ontology annotation, biological process: vesicle-mediated transport. The record is from RefSeq and is a predicted model, not a curated record. The coding region runs from base 1 to 798 and encodes 265 amino acids. Gene Ontology annotation, cellular component: intracellular membrane-bounded organelle. The transcript has a single exon. Lineage: Eukaryota; Fungi; Ascomycota; Pichiomycetes; Serinales; Debaryomycetaceae.
AUGCCGUGUAUCGACAAAGACAACACUAUAUCAGACAGCAUCAUUUCUCUUCACGAAAGAGACUGGGAUGACGAUUACUGGAGCAAUUCCGGAGGAGCAAGAUGGGCAUUCUUUGCUAUAUUUGUUGUUUUGAUAAUCAUUGUUGUAUUGGGCACGAUAAGAGUCAACAAGAAAAGAGCACAACAUGGAGAACAACCAAUUUAUGGAACUAGAUGGCUAACUCCACCAUCUUAUAGGCAGUCGCAAACUCAAUAUCACCAACCAGAUCAUGUUAGAGACCCAGAUUUACCAAGUGCUUAUGUGCCUACAUAUACAGCUACUGCAAACGAGUUUGACAUGGGUUAUUACGAUUCAAAUGGAAAUUUCCAUCCAAAUCCAAACGCGAAGCUGGCGUUACCUCAUCCUCCACAAACGCAUCAAAGAACAGGAAGUGCAAUUAGCUCACAUACAAAUACAGGUGCAACACCUUUAUCAUCGACUUUGGAUCAUGUCAAUGAAUCUGACAGACCGGCACAUGAAGGUCAUAAUGGUGAUGAUGAUGAUCUUACUGAUAUAAGCAGACCGGCUGGACCACCACCUACAAGAAAUACAAAUACUAGCUUAUCAGGUGUAGUUAGACCUGAGGGACCACCACCUUCAUGGCAUGAAAAUAAUGGUUCACGUGAAGCAAAUGACAACGGUCAUGUUAUUACCACUGCUGGGAUCUCAACCGAUGAUUCAUCAGACGGGCCACUGCCCUCAUCAUCGUCCAAUAAAGGGACAGAAGUGAGUGAAACUACUAUUGAAAAGAAAAGGUAG